This is a messenger RNA of Polyodon spathula (Mississippi paddlefish), 1815 nucleotides long. RefSeq names its product N-lysine methyltransferase KMT5A-like. Gene Ontology annotation, molecular function: protein binding; histone H4K20 methyltransferase activity. Lineage: Eukaryota; Metazoa; Chordata; Actinopteri; Acipenseriformes; Polyodontidae. Bases 179 to 1216 code for a protein of 345 amino acids. The record is from RefSeq and is a predicted model, not a curated record. The transcript has 8 exons.
UCACCCGCAGUCAGUUAAAGGCAGUAAAAAUGUUCUCGUGUGGAUUUGUAUUUAUUUAUUUAUUUUUUUGAAUUUGUACGAAAUAGAUUUUAAUAUUAAGAGAUAUAUGCAAGUGGAUGUAAAACUGGAUAACAGACUUAAAUUGCAGUAUUAAAAGUGUAUUUGGAAUUGCAUUGCAAUGGCAAGAGGAAAGGCGAACACCUCUGUCCCCAGUAAAGGUAAAGCAGACGACUCUACUCGGACCACAGAGGAGAAAGGGACAAAGGAAAACACGCCCGAAAUGAACCGGGAUAUCAUUUUAAAUGGGCAGCCUUCAAUACGCAGUUUCUUGAGUCCAGGCAAGUCUGGUCAUAAACGCUGCCCACUUCAAGAUGAAAACUCUACCACUCCUAGCAGUGAAGCAAGGUGUCUAGGAAAAUGUGCUGUAAAAAACGAAACGCAGAAGAAAGACCAAGAGAAAAAGACAGCUAUAAAUGCCGAUGCUACAAAAUUUGAAGAGAAGGAAGCAGAACAGUGUAACGGAGCAGUCACUACAAGUAAAACGGGAUGUGUAGCUGCUUCUGUACACUCCAACACAGACGUCUCUACACAAAACGGUGCUGACCGAUCCAAUGUGAAGAAAGACACUCCACGCAAGGUCAAAGCAAAACAGUCCGCACGAAGAGGAGCUGAGAGCAAAGGUUCCCAAAACCGGAAAGUAACAGACUAUUACCCAAUCAGAAGAAGCUCUAGGAAAAGCAAAAAAGAGUUGCAGUUUGAGGAAAAGAAACAUAUUGAUGAAUUAAUCAUAUGUGGAAUAGAAGAUGGAAUGAAGGUUGAACACAUUGAAGGAAAAGGGAGGGGUGUGUUUGCUACUAAACCUUUCCAGAGAGGAGAGUUUGUAGUGGAGUAUCAUGGAGACCUUAUUGAGUUUACAGAUGCUAAGAAAAGAGAAGGAAUGUAUGCACAAGACCCCACAACUGGCUGCUAUAUGUACUACUUCCAGUACCUGACUAAAACAUACUGCGUGGAUGCUACAAACGAAACCAGUCGUCUUGGACGACUAAUAAACCACAGUAAAAACGGAAACUGUCAAACCAAACUUCACGACAUUAACGGAAUACCUCACCUGAUACUUGUUGCCUCUCGUGAUAUAGAAAAAGACGAGGAGCUGCUUUAUGACUACGGCGACAGAAGCAAAGCCUCACUUGAAGCGCACCCCUGGCUCAAACAUUGACGUCCCCUCUUGCUGUAAUCCAAGAUGUUGUGAAGGGAAUGUGCUAAUGAUCUUUCAUAUUUUAAAGAAUUGGACCAUUUUUAAAUCUUCCUACGUUGCAUUUUGCAGAUUAAAUUAUUAAAAAAAAUAAUAAUAAAAUUAAGGCAAGCUUAAAUGAUAGUCCAUGGUCAUCCAGUACUUUUUUUAAAAAUAUAUAUUCAUGCUAUAUUUCAAAGUAUUUUGUAUACAGAUAGGGCAAGUGCUUCCAAAGCAUGCAGUUGUAGUACAGGACUUCUGUGUUGUCGGGUGUUUUUUUUUUUUUUCUCUUUUUAAUAGAUAGAUGUUUUCAUAAUUUCAAUAUACUAGUAGCUGAGGGACAAGAUAACUGUAUGCUUAGCAAUAAUAUAAUUAUUUAUGGUACCAGAGUAAGAUGUUACAGAAACUUCCAUGAACUGAAAAUGCUGAUGAAUGCAUACAUACUCCAUUUAAAAACUGGAAAGUGACUUUUUUUUGUCAUUAAAAAGUGUAGUUUUAAAAACUUGAAAAACCUUUUGUACCUCUUAAUGCACAUCUAUUAAAUGUUCCAAUCCAAAUGCUUCAAUUAAAAGUAUUUAAAUAAA